AUGCCACCUACACCUGAUGAUAAUGAUCCAUUUACUUCUUUAAGACGGAGCAAUUUUUCUGAUGAAGAAUAUGAAAAUUGUUUUAAAUAUUUUGAUUUCCAAAAACAAGGUUUUUGGAAUCGUGAAGAUUUUCGUCGUUUUCUCAACGUACUCUUUUCUAAUAAAAAAAGACCCUAUUUAAUGUCAAAUGAAAGUAUUGAUGAAUAUUUUCAUGAAACUGACUUUAAUCGCAAUCAAAAAAUUGAACUUGAUGAAUUUCUACAAGCAUGGAAAAGGACGAUUAAAUACACUGUAAGACCUAUUAGCGCACUUGUUAUAGUCGAUGUUCAAAAUGAUUUUAUUUCUGGAUCGCUAGCUCUUCAUUCCUGUCCUGCUAAUCACCAAGGUGAAGAAGUUGUUCCUAUUAUUAAUCAAGUUAUUCGUAAUGUUAAUUUUGAUGUCGUAGCAUACACAUAUGAUUGGCAUCCAUUAAAUCAUAUAUCAUUCUAUGAAAAUCGUCAUAUGAGAAAAACGUCAUCUGACAGUUGUAUUAGUGCUGAAAAGGCACAUCCACUUGAUACAGUUGUUUUUGUUGGAGCUCCUAAUUUAGCUCCUAAAAUAGAGCAAGUACUUUGGCCAGCUCACUGUAUCCAAAAGACGCCGGGUGCGGACCUACAUCCAGAUUUAAUACGCGUUGAUAAUGCUAUACACGUUUAUAAAGGAACAAAUCCAGAAAUCGAUUCUUAUUCAGCAUUCUGGGAUAAUAUGAAAUUAAGUAAAACAAGUCUUGAUGCUCAGCUCAAGGAACGCUCUGUUACUGAUGUUUAUGUUGUUGGAUUGGCUACAGAUGUUUGUGUUUCCUCUACAGCAAUGCAUGCUGUUGAACAUAAUUAUCGAACUGUAUUAAUUGAAGAUGCAUGUCGAGGUGUCAAUGAACAUGUAAUUGAACUUAAACGAGGUGAACUUAAUAAAACUGGAUGUAUUUUUGUUCAUUCUGAUGCUGUACCUGCAAUGGUAGCUGGCGAAGAUCGGCGACCUGAGAUAGCACGUGUUAUAUUUGUUGAAAACCUUAAAGCAAUUGGUCGUUAUCAUCCUCGCUAA
Molecule: messenger RNA, 1080 nt
Organism: Rotaria socialis
Lineage: Eukaryota; Metazoa; Rotifera; Eurotatoria; Philodinida; Philodinidae
Source: the annotation of a GenBank genome assembly